AUGGGUAGAACAGGGAUGGAGCAGGGAUAUCAAGAUAAUAAACAGAUGGAAGAAGUCCGUGCUUAUGUGAAGAAACACAAACUAAAUGAACUCUUUUCUAUCUUUCUUCAGCUUUUGGUAUAUUAUAAACCGGAAGACCCACGUGCUUUUCUUCAGCGAGAAGUUAAACUUAUGCUAGAGGGACCGAAACCUACUCCGUUAUUUGAGGAGAAGGACCUUGAAACUAUGUUUUAUCUCAUUGAUGUAACAAAACAACAAUGGGUAACAUUAGAUCAACUUCGUAAUACAUGCAGAAAUCUGGCAACGGCUGCAGGUGGAGGAAAAGUGGCUCUUUCACCUGAACAUGAGCAGGCAAUCGAUAGGGCAGCUGAUGAGAAUGGUCUUGUGAAUAUUGAUAAGUUUAAGGAGGUUCUCUCUAUGCAGUUGCUUUCCGCAGAUGUCUGGACAACAUAUGAAGAACAGACUGAGCAAAAGAGUUAG
Trypanosoma theileri is the source of this 480-nucleotide messenger RNA. RefSeq lists its product as uncharacterized. The coding region runs from base 1 to 480 and encodes 159 amino acids. Lineage: Eukaryota; Euglenozoa; Kinetoplastea; Trypanosomatida; Trypanosomatidae. The transcript has a single exon. The record is from RefSeq and is a predicted model, not a curated record.